GCCGCCGCCCGGACACGCUCGGGAGUGUGCGGAGCUCCGGGAGAUCGGGAUUCCCCAGCUCCCUACCUGCAGCCACCGCCCUGGGUCGGGGGCAUUCAGCAUGGACCUUCUGCUAGGCUUGGUGCUCCUGUGUGGGGUAGCUGAUCUCACCAGAGGUUUGAGUAUCACUACUCCUGAACAGCAGAUUGAAAAAGCUAAAGGGGAAACAGCCUAUCUGCCCUGCAAGUUCACCCUCAGCCCGGAAGACCAGGGGCCACUGGACAUUGAAUGGCUGCUGUCUCCAUCUGAUAAUCAGCAGGUGGAUCAAGUGAUUAUUUUGUACUCUGGAGACAAAAUUUAUGAUGACUACUAUCAAGAUCUGAAAGGUCGAGUACAUUUCACAAGUAAUGAUCUGAAAUCUGGUGAUGCAUCAAUAAAUAUAACAAAUUUACAACUAUCAGAUAUUGGCACCUAUCAGUGCAAAGUGAAAAAAGCUCCUGGUGUUGCAAAUAAGAAAGUUCUGCUGACUGUUCUUGUUAAGCCUUCAGGUACAAGAUGUUUUGUUGAUGGAUCAGAAGAAAUUGGAAAUGAUUUCAAGCUAAAAUGUGAGCCAAAAGAAGGUUCACUUCCUUUGCGAUAUGAAUGGCAAAAAUUGUCUGACUCCCAGAAAAUGCCCACUCCAUGGCUAGCAGAAAUGACAUCACCUGUUAUAUCUGUAAAAAAUGCUACUUCUGAAUACUCUGGGACAUACAGCUGUACGGUCCAGAACAGAGUGGGCUUCGAUCAGUGUGUACUUCGCCUUGAUGUUGUUCCUCCUUCGAAUCGAGCUGGAACAAUUGCAGGCGCUGUUAUAGGAACUUUGCUUGCCCUUCUGCUUAUCACUAUUAUCCUCUUCUGCUGCCACAGAAAGCGCAGAGAAGAAAAAUAUGAAAAGGAAGUACAUCAUGAUAUAAGGGAAGAUGUACCCCCUCCCAAGAGCCGGACGUCCACUGCCAGAAGCUAUAUUGGAAGCAAUCAUUCAUCACUGGGAUCUAUGUCUCCUUCUAACAUGGAAGGCUAUUCCAAGACUCCCUAUAACCAAGUACCAAGCGAAGACUUUGACCGUGCUCCUCAGAGUCCAACUCUUGCUCCUGCCAAGGUAGCCGUCCCUAAUCUAAGCCGCAUGGGAGCCAUUCCUGUGAUGAUUCCAGCACAGAGCAAGGAUGGGUCUAUAGUAUAGAGCCUCUGUACUUCCUUUGUGGUUUUGUUUUAUUCUCUGUGUUCCUUUUGUUCUCUUGCUACAGAAUCUUAAUCAACUCUAAAAUUUGUCAACGGCCUUGAAAUAUCUAAAGAAAAACAACAACCAUAUUCAACAAACAGAAAUUUCUGUUCACAAAUUUUUAUGUGGUUCUAUUGGGAAAAAAUAAGUGCAUUAUAGAUUGUAAAGAAACUCACCAUCUGGGAACAAAAAAGAUAGAUUUUCUUAAAGAGGUUGAUUUAUAAAGGUAUCUGAAUAUGAAUACUGAAGUAAGAUGUAGCACUUUGAAUGGUAGGUGCAGAAAUUUGCAGGCAUACCAAGGUGAUGCUUGAGGCAUCUGAAGUGGUACUUUAUAAUCUCAACUCUUAUUUUUAGGAGGCCUGUCUCAUUUAUUUAUGACCCAAUGAUGUCCCCAAAGUUAGUUUUAAAAAAUCCCUGUGAAAAACUACUUAGUUAUGUUUGUACUUAUUUCUGUAGAUUCGUUGAAAACUCUAAAUGUAUUUGGAGUAUCUCUAAUAGUACAAGAUACUACAGUGUUUUAGAAAUGACUUGUUUUCCUCCCAAAUUAUUCAUAACAAUUUGAGACAGGGUCUUUAUUAUAUAGCCCAAAGUAGUCUUGAAUUCUCAAUUUUCCCGCCUCCGCCUCCCAAGUGCUGGGAUUACAGCGUUGCACUAUCAUUCUUGGCUCAGAAAAGAUUUCUUAUUCAUUUAAUUAACUAAAAGGCAAAAAGGACAUAGUAACCUUGUUUAUAUGUUAAAGUAAAGGAAUACCUGUUACAUGUCCAUAAUACUUUUAGAGCAACAGUGGGGAUAGAAUUAUUAAUGCGUGGAUGAUCUGGGCAUGGAGGCCUCUAGUGGUCUUUGGAAACUGGCCAGCUAUACUGGGAUGUCAUAUUUCACAGUCCCCAAGCAAACACUGCUCUUCACUUUUGGUGAUGUCGUUCUACAAAGAAAAUAUUAUAACUUGUUUAUUAUCUGACGAUUAUAGAUUGGAAUUCCUCCUAACUAUGAAAUGUAAAUGUUAAGUGUACUUUUUGUUUUAGAAACAUGUAGUCCAAUCUUAAACUUAUUCUCUUGAGCCCAGCUCCUGAAGAAUGUGUUUAUUAUCAACUCAGUGAUCAAAUACGGUUUAGGCAAGUAUCUUCCCUCUGUUCUGAAUUCUGGACAUGGAAGAAUGUGGACACUUGCUAUUGUGUGGCCAAACUUGUCUUUGUGUAGAUAAGCAAAUCAAGCUGAGCUUUGAAAAAGUUUGAAUCUUAAUUUUGUGAAAGUGAUUUCUUCUUAAAAGAAUAAGGAGUGAAGGGAAUACUCCUAGUUGCCAAAAUGUAUUAAGUGCUGUUUUAGUAGAAGAAAGUGAAUUUAUUGUAUUUCCCUUCAGAUUUUGAGGGAGCGUGGAUAUAGUAUAUUGAGCCAACAGUUUUCUUUAUAGUAAAUAAGGUCUGCAAUAAAUUAUUUCAUUAGUUCUAAAACCUUUUCCCUAGAUUUUAGUAGGGAGUUGGUUUCUGUUCAUCUCUUUGGGUGCUGUGGUGGUAAACGCUACAUUAUAAAUUAAUGCUGGCAUGUAUUUAUGACUAGGCAGAGUACUGUGUAUGCCUUUUAAUGGUAAACUUAAGGCAAAUGUUGUGAUGGAUUAGUGUACAGUUUUGCAUACUUGGAAGCAUUUUUUUUUAAAGUAGGUUCUUAACUUUACAUACAAUUACCUUUUAUACUUGUGUUAACAUUUUCAUCUGUGCCUUUUGGGAGUGAUUUGAUUUCCAUUAUGACUUCUGGUGCCUAUGAGCUAGCUAUCACCUACCUACCUGGCAGGUGCUUAGAGGUGAAGGUACUGCUCUUUCUCAGAUGCAUCACUGUGACACCUUCCUAGCCUCUUCCUUUCACUCUUGUCUCCCACUCCUGUUCUUUUCCUUGUAGCUUCAAUGGUGAUGCUAUUCAAAGGUUUUUAAAUUUUUAAUAACCCCAACACUCUUUGACUGUGUUUCUAGUUUUAUAAUGGCUAUUUUUGAAAGGUAGAUAUUUGGCCUGUUUUAUAAGGUAUUGUAAGAACAACAACAACACAAUUUGAUAACAAAGCUGUUUAGAUUUAUGCAAUCUCUGAUUUUCAUGAAGAUUAUGCUAUCAGUGUAAGUAGAAAUUACCACAGAAAGUAGAUGUGUGCAAGAUUGUUUUUCCCUUACUUAGACUUCAUAUUUAUCUAAUGCCAACUUUCAAAAUCUCUCCUAGAAAAUGUUAGUUUAGAUUCAUACAAACUAUAAUAUGAAAAACAAACUUGAAAAAAAAUAGUGUAACCUGGACAGACUUCUUGGUUGUGAUUACAAUUAGAAGACAUAAUUUAAUUUUAGGCUUAUAUUGCCAGUUAGAAGCCAAACUGGAUCUGGUUCAGUCAGGUUAGAGCUUCAUAUUAUAAAGAGAAACAAUAACGUGUUAUAUAGUUCUGAGCUUUGAAUAUGAAGUAGUUUACACAUAUUCUUUUUCUUAUUGACAAUCUUAUUGUUUCCUUCUUAGCUUCCCACUCCCUGAGAAUGUCCUCUUAUUGGUUGCACUCACCAGUUACUCUAUAUAAGUUUUUUUUAUUUUAACGAGUUAUUUGUCAGGGGUUUGUUAGAAUGGAAACACAGCCUGAAUAGGUCUUGGGGGAAUUUAAUUGGAAAAAAAAAAUCCAAAUCUUUAUCGGUAUACAUUUGGAUAUAAAUCAAUAACUGAUUUCUGUCAGGUGUAGUUGACACACACCUGUAAUCCUAGCACAGGAGGAUUGAGAACUUCAGGCCCGACUAACAAUGAAAUUUAUCCUCAGAAACCAAUGCCUUGUUAUAGAGUUCUUAGUAGAACACUUGCCUGGCAUGCACAAAUGCCUGGAGUUGAUCUCUAAUCCCAAUGAAAAAGAAAAGAAUGUCAUGAAAAAGAUAGUGUUUGAAAACCUAAGAAACAGGAGCAAGUGAAAAGGCAGAUCAGCAUUUUGAUGAAAUGUUAAGAACUCAUUGCAUGAAGUUGGCUUUCAAAUUCUGUAAUAUAUGGCUUCUCAAAAUAACUAUUCUCAAGCUCUGGGUGUGUAUGCAGCAUGUAAACUGAAGUUAUGAAUGUCUGUAGUUUUUUCCCCUCUAGUUUUCACUGAGCACUGUUUAGGGUUUUCACAGGCCUUAUUUCAGUGUGGAAAAAAAGGUCCAUGUUUUAUGUGGUUAAUGCUUUGUUGUGUCACAAACAGAGUGCUUUGUAGAAAAUGUUGGCCCAAUUUUUACUUUUUAGUGUCUUGUGACAUUAUAUAUUAUAAAUAUGUACAUAGAUCUUUAUAAUGUUCCUGUGUUUAGUGGUAUAAAUGUUCUGGGCAAGUUUUAGUAUUUCAAAUGUCUUUGGAUAUUGCAGCAAUAAAGGCAACUUGUUUUGUAAUAGAA
This is a messenger RNA of Perognathus longimembris pacificus (Pacific pocket mouse), 4602 nucleotides long. It is a transcript of the gene Cxadr, whose product is annotated as CXADR Ig-like cell adhesion molecule. The transcript is spliced from 7 exons. NCBI's taxonomy places the organism in Eukaryota, Metazoa, Chordata, Mammalia, Rodentia, Heteromyidae. The record is from RefSeq and is a predicted model, not a curated record. Bases 101 to 1198 code for a protein of 365 amino acids. Gene Ontology annotation, molecular function: cell adhesion molecule binding. Gene Ontology annotation, biological process: homotypic cell-cell adhesion. Gene Ontology annotation, cellular component: bicellular tight junction; basolateral plasma membrane; intercalated disc.